Acaulospora morrowiae is the source of this 844-nucleotide messenger RNA. The record is from the annotation of a GenBank genome assembly. NCBI's taxonomy places the organism in Eukaryota, Fungi, Glomeromycota, Glomeromycetes, Diversisporales, Acaulosporaceae.
AUGCCUGGAUGUCACCAUUAUAGAACCUUAUGGUGGGAAAAGGGCGAUUUCCAUCAAAAAGCAAAUUGGGAAGAAGCAACUGAGAUAAGGCCAAUUUUGCUGCUGAAAUCAAGACUUCCGUACACACUUGCUGUUGGUGUUUCCUUGGAUGAAUAUGAACGGCGUUCGGACAAGUUUAACGUUCGUGGAUAUUGGGAAUGGAUCGAUUAUAAGGUCAUCAUUUAUGAACUUCCAUCAAAGCCACACGAAACUCUUAUUGGUGCAAUCUCUACGGAAAUCAUAAUGAGUUGUAGUCCUGUGCAUGGAACUGAUGCCAGUAUCGGGAAUCUCUGUGCAAUCCAAACUCGCGCCGACAAUUCUGUGAAAGAAGCGGAUUCAUGUUUUCGCCCUUCAAAACCACGAGUGCGGCCGCCAAAUGGGUGUGAUGGACAGGAUGAACCAUGGCCGAAUCUCGUCGUCGAAGUGGCGCAUUAUGAGAGUGAAGAGCAUGUCCUGGAAAAAGUGAAAGAUUACUGGUUAGGUAACCUUAGUCGUGUUCAUGACGCGAUCGUUGUUAAGAUUGAUAAAGUACCUCUAGGUCAAACUCCUUUACGGAUGCAAGCAUGGCAUUUUUGUGUCAGUGACAGACCCAGAAGAACAGCAGAUAUCCAAUCUCGGACUUAUUUUGAAUUUGGUACCCAUGACCAAUAUGGGAACUCGACAAAUAUUAUACCAGGUCAAUGUGUCAUCAAAAUUUCUUUGGAUUGUUUGUAUCAUGAUGCAUUUCCUAGAAUCACGAUUCAUCGACAACUUCUCCCGGAUCUAAUUGUAUUGGAUUUUCUGCUAAUCCGAGACGAAUUCCUCC